UUCAGAAAGUGUGAUGGAAGUCGACGAGAAGUCUUUUGAGCAAUGUACCAGACCUCCUAAUGCUAAAGUUUUGAAUACCGGACACGAUGAGAUACCCUUGAAGACACCAGGAGAUAAAUUUUUUACCAGUAGCUGUCCAUGGACUUGCAAGGCCGGUAUGAAGUUUAAAAUCACAGUUCUUAAGCCUAUUAGCUGGAAUGAAACUCCAGUCAAAUCUCAGGCUAACCCUGCUGCUACUUCACCCGAAGUGUUUGUUGUCGGAGACGAUAAAGGUUGGUGCGAAAGCGUUGACUACAUGGCUUGGACCGAAGGGAAAGAAUUUGAUAUUGGAGACAAACUUGUGUUCAAAUAUCCAAAAGGAAAGCACAAUGUAUUUAAAGUAGGCGAACAGGCGUGGAACGAAUGUAUAAUACCUCCCGAGAACGAGGCUCUGGCUACCGGAAACGAUGAGGUGACCUUAGACACGGCUGGAGGAGUUGGGUUUAUUUCUGGUGUUGGACAAGAUUGUAAGAAUGGGAUGAGGCUUUUGGUCAAUGUCAUAUGCCCAUAUGCAAAACCCAAACAACCAGCACCUAAUACAUCCGUUUCAGCCAAGGUGUUUACCGUUGGUGAUGACAAAGGUUGGACCCUCAACUUUGAUUAUCAAGCAUGGGCCUAUGGCAAAGAAUUCGUGGUCGGUGACCAACUUGUUUUCAAGUACCCAAUGGGAAAACACAACGUAUUUAGAGUAGAUGCAACUAAAUUUCAGCAAUGUACUAUCCCUCCUACUAAUGAAGCUCUAACUAGCGGAUACGACGUCGUCACCUUAACAACCCCAGGGAGGAAAUGGUAUAUUUGCGGUGUUGGAAAGCACUGUGAGAUGGGUUUGAAGCUUUUCAUCAAUGUACUUCCUCAACCAGUGUCCCCAACUCCUUCCGUUACUCCUCCAGCUCCUUCGGGCAAGGCUUUUGUCGUCGGAGAUAAUUAUGGAUGGACCCUGAACUUUGAUUACCAAGCAUGGGCAAUGGGAAAGGAAUUCGUUGUAGGAGAUAAACUUGUUUUCAGAUACCCAGUGGGAAAACAUAAUGUAUUUAGAGUAGAUGGAACUGCAUUUCAACAAUGUACUAUUCCUCCUACUAAUGAAGCUCUAACUACCGGAUACGACGUGGUCACCCUAGCAACCCCAGGGAGGAAAUGGUAUAUUUGCGGUGUCGGAAAGCAUUGUGACAUGGGUUUAAAGCUUUUCAUCAAUGUGCUUCCCUAUCCAACAUACCCGCCUCCUCCAUACCAUCGACUAUGGAAUUAG
Messenger RNA from Erigeron canadensis, 1285 nucleotides. RefSeq lists its product as uncharacterized. Gene Ontology annotation, molecular function: electron transfer activity. The coding region runs from base 14 to 1285 and encodes 423 amino acids. The transcript is spliced from 6 exons. The record is from RefSeq and is a predicted model, not a curated record. Lineage: Eukaryota; Viridiplantae; Streptophyta; Magnoliopsida; Asterales; Asteraceae. Gene Ontology annotation, cellular component: plasma membrane.